Bacillus rossius redtenbacheri is the source of this 513-nucleotide messenger RNA. RefSeq names its product PBAN-type neuropeptides-like. The record is from RefSeq and is a predicted model, not a curated record. Bases 1 to 513 code for a protein of 170 amino acids. Lineage: Eukaryota; Metazoa; Arthropoda; Insecta; Phasmatodea; Bacillidae. The transcript is spliced from 3 exons.
AUGGCUUCGACGACGACGACGACGAUACCCGCUGCCCUCGCGGUGCUCUUGGUGCACGCGGCGCUGCUGGCGGAGGGCUGCCCCGGGAGGACGGUCGUCACCGCCGACGGCAGGCGCCCCCACGAGGGACUGUGGCUGAGCCCGCGCCAGGCCAGGAGGCCCCACCGACCCGCGCAGCAGGACCUGCUCCUGGAGCUGGGGCCCAGCGAGGAGCAGGACGAGCAGGAGGUGGCGGCCCUGCUGCAGGAGCUGCCCUGGCAGAUACUCACCAUCCCAGCGGGCGCAAAGCGGGACGACGCGGGCACCACGUACACGCCUCGCAUGGGCCGCGAGUCUGGCGAGGAGCUUCACGUGGACAGCAGCGGCAGCAUCAGCGGCGGCAACAACGACGAAGGGCUGUUCGACCCGCGCGCGCCGCCCUUCGCCCCGCGCCUGGGCCGCCGCGCCAUGGACGAGUACAUCCCGCGCAUGGGCCGCGGCGCCCCACGCCGCCCUGCGCCGCCCAAGCCCUGA